This is a messenger RNA of Anopheles maculipalpis, 1293 nucleotides long. RefSeq names its product inorganic pyrophosphatase (gene Nurf-38). Gene Ontology annotation, molecular function: inorganic diphosphate phosphatase activity; magnesium ion binding. The transcript is spliced from 4 exons. Gene Ontology annotation, biological process: phosphate-containing compound metabolic process. The coding region runs from base 21 to 1196 and encodes 391 amino acids. Lineage: Eukaryota; Metazoa; Arthropoda; Insecta; Diptera; Culicidae. Gene Ontology annotation, cellular component: cytoplasm. The record is from RefSeq and is a predicted model, not a curated record.
GGAAAAAAGGUGAGGUAAACAUGCAGCCGGCAGUGUGUUGGUGGCGCAAUGUUGAACGCGCAGCCCGUACCCUUCCCGCUGCUGCAUUCCCUGAAUCUGCACGUCGUUUGCACAGGCUAAGCUUUCUACCUAACUCAACGUCAACACGUUGUCAUUCUUCGUUUUUUGCGGCAACGGACGGGCAGCGUUUUUGCGGCACUCCGCUUUCCAGUGUUUCCAGCGACAGUACCAGCAUUCUGCUUCCGGGUUCGCGCUCGUGUUUAAAGCAUUUAGUGAAGCAAUUUGCCAACCAAGCACCAACGAUGACGGCCAGCAAAUAUCAGAUCGCGGAACGUGGCGUUCCCAACUCUACGGACUACCGGGUAUUCUUCAAGAAUGAAAACGGACAGUCCAUUUCACCUUUGCAUGACAUUCCGCUGUACGCGAACGAUGAGAAAACCGUCUACAACAUGGUGGUGGAGGUUCCUCGCUGGACAAACGCAAAGAUGGAAAUCAGCUUGAACGAGGGCUUGAACCCGAUCAAGCAGGACGUGAAGAAGGGUAAACUGCGCUUCGUGGCAAACUGUUUCCCGCACCACGGUUAUAUCUGGAACUAUGGAGCGUUCCCGCAAACGUGGGAAAACCCGGACCACCUGGACGCCGAUACCGGCUGCAAGGGUGACAAUGAUCCGAUCGAUGUGCUGGAAAUUGGAUCCCGCAUUGCCAAGCGGGGCGAGGUGUUGCAGGUAAAAAUCCUUGGCACGAUCGCGUUGAUUGAUGAGGGCGAAACGGACUGGAAAAUCAUCACGAUCAAUGUGAACGAUCCGCUGGCGGAGCAGGUGAACAAUAUCACCGACGUCGAGACGGUAUUUCCCGGUUUGUUGCGUGCCUCGGUUGAAUGGUUUAAGAUCUAUAAGAUCCCGGACGGCAAGCCGGAGAAUCAGUUUGCGUUCAAUGGCGAAGCGAAGGAUGCUGCAUUUGCUACAAAGACAGUCACGGAUACGCACCGGUUUUGGCAACAGUUGGUUAACAAGGAGGUUGAUAAUAAUGGAAUUUCUUGCCUAAACACCACUGUAGAUGGAUCACCCUAUCUGGUAGCUAAUGAUGCAGCGGAUGAAGUGUUUGCCAAGAGCGCAACCGGUGGUAAUCCCGAACCUGCCAGUGAAGCACUUCACAAAUGGCAUUUCCGGUCGGAGAACAGCUACUCGAAGCUGUAAGAAGCCGGUAAAGCUUUUUGUUUGCCGUAAUAGAGCGAAUGUUUUCUAGAGUUUAGUGGUCAACCAGUAGUUGAUGGUGGUUGUGUAUUUUUUAAAG